Anguilla rostrata (American eel) is the source of this 9298-nucleotide messenger RNA. It is a transcript of the gene dysf, whose product is annotated as dysferlin, limb girdle muscular dystrophy 2B (autosomal recessive). The transcript is spliced from 57 exons. Gene Ontology annotation, cellular component: T-tubule; membrane; cytoplasmic vesicle. Lineage: Eukaryota; Metazoa; Chordata; Actinopteri; Anguilliformes; Anguillidae. The coding region runs from base 297 to 6653 and encodes 2118 amino acids. The record is from RefSeq and is a predicted model, not a curated record. Gene Ontology annotation, biological process: monocyte activation involved in immune response; macrophage activation involved in immune response; T-tubule organization.
CAGAUCUCCUGGUUCAGUGUAGCUCUUUGUCAUACAGGGAAGGGAGACCAAGGGAGUACUUACUCUGGCAUUCCUGUGCUGCCAGCUGGUUAGCCCAAGGACAGCUGUAGGCACAGUCAUUAUACAGACACACACACACACGUACGUUGAUACACACGAGUGCGCGCGCACACGCACGCCGAAGCUCUUCAGUUUUGGAACUACCCCUUGGAUGUGUCCGGGUCUCUCUGGGAUGCCUGGAUGUUCUACCCUUUCCUGGGAGAUCUAAGUGUUCGGUUCUCGGUCUCCGUGGAAACAUGCUGAGGUGCGUCCUGCAGCGGGCCUAUAACUUGCGCAAAGUGGAGAAGGGAGACCCUUUAGCCAGCGUAACGUUCCGAGGGUCCAAGAAGAAGACAAAAGUUAUCAAGAAUAAUGUGAAUCCUGUGUGGAAUGAGGGGUUUGAGUGGGAUCUCAAGGGUGUGCCCUUGGAUUCGGGUGCUGAGCUUCACGUGGUGGUGAAGGAUCAUGAGAAGAUGGGCAGGAACAGGUUUCUGGGGGAGUGCAGAGUGUCGCUGCGUGAUGUUCUCAACUCUCCCAACCUGGCCGGCUCUUUCACUGUGUCCCUGCUGGACACCAAGAGGAACAACACUGGGGCCACAGUAUGCCUGCAGAUUUCCUACUUCCCUCCCCCAGGUAUGGUCCCCAUCUUUCAGCCCCCUCCCCAGCCAGAGCCCAUGCAUAGCCCAGUGGAGCUGGACACAGUUACAGUCUACUCCAUAGACACCAUGGGGGAGGACGACACUGAGAGUAUGCUCAUGGUGGAGGCUGCGGAGGAACCUGAGCCAGUGCCGGGCCCCCAGGGGCCGGAGACCCCCACCGCCCCACCCAAAAAGGCACCCCCAAACCUCAUCCACGGUGCAAAGAAGAAGAAACGUCCCUCCAACAGACCGCCUCUCCCGAACAAGCCGCAGGAUUUCCAGAUACGAGUGCGAAUAAUUGAGGGCAGGCAGUUGCCAGGUGUCAACAUAAAGCCGGUUGUCAAGAUAACCGUUGCCGGGCAAACCAAAAGAACUCGAAUUAGAAAAGGCAACAAUCCAUUGUUUGAUGAGACCUUCUUCAUCAACUUCUUUGAGACACCUUCUGAUAUGUUUGACGAGACAAUAUUUGUCACAGUUCUUGACUCAAAAUCUUUGCGCACUGACUCUGUGAUUGGAGAAUUCAAGCUUGAUGUUGGGACAGUAUACGCAGAGCACAGACACGCCUUCCUCAGGAAGUGGCUUCUGCUUUCUGACCCGGAAGACCUCUCCGCGGGCGCCCGGGGUUACCUGAAGGUCAGCCUGUUUGUGCUGGCGACUGGAGACGAGGCCCCGGUGGACAAAAAAGAGGGGGCGGAAGAGAAGGAGGACAUUGAGGGGAACCUGCUGAGACCCACGGGGCUCACCCUAAGGGGCGCUAUCUUCACACUCAAACUGUUCCGGGCAGAGGACCUGCCCCAGAUGGAUGAUGCCUUCAUGGAUGGGAUGAGGCAGGUUUUCGGCUUUGAGAGUAACAGGAAGAACUUGGUGGACCCCAUGGUGGAAGUUAACUUUGCGGGCAAAACGAUUUACAGUAAGAUCCUGGAGAAGAAUGCCAACCCCCAGUGGAACCAGAAUCUGACCCUUCCCAUCAGGUUCCCUUCCAUGUGUGAGAAGAUGAGAAUCCGUAUCCUGGACUGGGACCGAGCCAGCCAUAACGAUGUCAUCGGCACGACGCACCUGUGCAUGUCCCGUAUCUCCGCCCCGGGGGGAGAGAUAGAAGAUGACUUGGCACCGAGGACCCCCUCAGACAUCAUGGACGACAGCCUGGGGUUCCUGCCCACCUUUGGGCCCUGCUUCAUCAACCUGUACGGGAGCCCAAGAGAGUUCACUGCCUUCUCCGACCCCUACGAGGCCCUCAACAUGGGCAAGGGGGAGGGCGUGGCCUACCGGGGGCGUGUCCUCUUGGAGCUCAGCACGAAGCUGGUGGACAAGGUGGAGCAUAAGGUUGAGGAUAUCCCCUCUGAUGACCUGCUAGUUGUUGAGAAAUUCAUGAGGAAGAGGAAGUACUACCUUUUUGCGGCGUUCUACUCGGCCACGCUGCUGCAGGACGUGGACGACGGCAUCCAGUUCGAGGUCAGCAUCGGGAACUACGGCAACAAGUUUGACUACACCUGCCUCCCUCUGGCCUCCACCACGCAGUACAGUCGAGCCGUCUUCGAUGGGUGUCAGUACUACUACCUGCCGUGGGCGAACGUGAAGCCCGUGGUGGUGCUGUCCUCCGAGUGGGAGGACAUUCGGCCCCGAAUCGAGGCCCUGAACAUGCUGCUGACCAUCAUAACUCGCCUGGAAGCUAACCUGCAGCAGAUACAGCUGGAGGUCAAAGCUGGCAGCGAGCUGGAGGUGGUGGAGAGCAAGGUGUUGAACCUCCUGGAUGACAUCAUCGCCGACUGCAGCGAGGAGCUCCCGGAGCUGGACGACUGGCCGUGCGUGACGCCCCUGGACCGGGCCCUGAGGCACCUGCGCAAGCUCAACAUGCAGCAGAUCGAGCAGGCCGCCCUCACCCUGAAGCACGGCACCGCCACCGAGCUGGAGAUCGUUCUGGAACAGGCGGAGGACUGGGCGCAAAGGCUGCGCUCCUUGGCCGAGGAGCCCCAGAACAGCCUGCCGGACAUCGUGAUCUGGAUGCUGCAGGGAGACCGGAGGUUGGCCUACCACCGCAUCCCUGCGCACGAGGUCCUCUUCUCCCAGGACCACUGCGGGAAGAACUGUGGGCAGCUGCAGACCAUCUUUAUGAAGUACCCCCAGGGCAGUGGGGCGAAUGACAAGAUCCCAGCACAGCUGCGGGUGAAGGUGUGGUUUGGGCUGUCAGCCGACGCAAAGAGCUUCAACCAGUUUGCAGAGGGGAAGCUCUCCGUGUUCGCCGAGACGUAUGAGAAUCAGACCAAGCUGGCCUUGCUGGGGAGCUGGGGCACCACAGGACUGACGUACCCCAAGUUCAGCGACAUCACCGGCAAGGUCAAACUGUCCAAAGAGAGCUUCCGCCCCUCCCCCGGUUGGACUUGGGCUGGGGAGUGGUACAUCAGCCCCGAAAAGACUCUGCUGUACGAUGUGGAUGCAGGUCACAUGACAUUCAUGGAGGAGGUGUUUGAGAACCAGAUGCGGUUGCCUGGAGGACAGUGGAUUGGAAUGCCGGAGGGGUACACCGACGUGAACGGGGAGAAGGCAGUGCCCAAGGACGAGGUUGAGUGUCCCCCUGGCUGGGUUUGGGAGGACGUGGAGUGGAGCGAGGACUUGAACAGAGCUGUGGACGACCAAGGCUGGGAGUACGGUCUCACCAUCCCACCCGACCGCAGGCCCAAAGCGUGGGUCCCGGCCGAAAAGAUGUACCACACCAACCGGCGCCAGCGCUGGGUCCGACUGCGACGGCGGGACAUGCAGAAGAUGGAGACGCUGAGAAAGCAGCGACCGGACGAGUCAGAGAGGGAGGGCUGGGAGUACGCCUCCCUGUUUGGCUGGAAGUUCCACCUCAAGCAGCGCAAGACCGACUCCUUCCGCCGUCGCCGCUGGCGAUGCCGCAUGGAGCCGCUGGAGAAGACGGGGCCUGCCGCCAUCUUCGCACUCGAGUGCUCUCUGGGUAAUGUGACGGAUGACAAGAAUGAUGACAAAUCAGUGACGACUGCCUUUGGGGUCAACCGGCCAACCAUCUCCUGCUUUUUCGACAGUGGCAUACGAUAUCACCUGCGCUGUUACCUGUACCAGGCCAGAGACCUCAUUGCCAUGGACAAGGACAGCUUCUCAGAUCCAUAUGCGACGGUGUCCUUCCUCAAUCAGAGCCAGAAGACUGUGACCAUACGCAACACGCUCAACCCCACCUGGGACCAGACCCUCAUCUUCUACGAGAUUGAGAUUUUCGGUGAUCCCCAGGUCACAGAGCACAGCCCCCCCGGCAUCGUGGUGGAACUGUUCGACCAGGACACCUACGGGGCUGAUGAGUUCAUGGGGCGGUGUGUUUGCCAGCCUUCCCUGAUGCCCUCGCCUCGCCUUGCCUGGUACCCCAUCCAGAAGAAUGGCAAGUUUGCUGGAGAGCUGCUGGCAGCCUUUGAGCUGAUACGCAGAGAGAAGCCCGCAAUCCAUCACAUCCCUGGACAGGAGGGUGAACUUAUGCCCACCAGUUCUACCCUGGACGAGCUUAUCCUUCCAGGCUUCCUCUCUGAGAACCUGCAGCAAUGGCCUGUGGAAACAGACCUGCCCUGCCCUCCUCCGCAGCGGGAGCCCAACGUCUACAUGGUGCCCCAGGGGAUCAAGCCCAUUCUGCAGCGCACUGCCAUUGAGGUCCUGGCGUGGGGGGUGCGGAACCUGAAGAGCUAUCAGCUGGCGAGCGUGACCUCACCCAGCCUACAGGUGGAGUGCGGGGGCCGCAUGGUGCAGUCCUGCGUCAUCCGCAACACCAAGAAGAAGCCCAACUUCGACGUCAAUACGCUCUUCAUCGACGUGCGCCUGCCCUGUGAGGAGCUGUACAUGCCCCCCAUUGUUCUGAAGGUGAUUGACAACCGGCAGUUUGGCAGGAAGCCCGUGGUGGGGCAGUGUACCAUCCGCACCCUGGAAGAGUUCCGUUGCCAGCCUGACAGCCUGGAGAGAGAAUCUGAAGAGGAGGCUUUACAGGAAGAGAUCCUCCAAACGCCCCGCGACGACGUCCUGAUCGACAUCGACGACAAGCAGCCGCUCAUCCCGGGACAGCCUGCAGACGGUUCCAGCUCCGCCAUUAUUAACAUCUCAUCCUCACGAACCAGUCUCCAUGUACGUAUGGUAGAAGAAGAGUUCAUGGAUUGGUGGAGUAAGUUCUAUGCCUCCACUGGAGAGAGACACAAAUGUGGAACCUACCUGGAAAAGGGCUUUGACACUCUGCAGGUGUACGGGAAAGAGCUGGAGAAGGUGGAAGGGUUCGAGGGGCUGGCAGACUUCUGCCAGACCUUCAAACUGUACAGAGGGAAGACUCAGGACGACAGUGAAGACCCCUCCAUUGUGGGAGAAUUCAAGGGGAUGUUUAAGAUCUACCCCCUGCCCGACGACCCCUCUCUGCCCCUGCCCCCUCGCCAGUUCCGCCAGCUUCCACCCAACGGCCUGGAGGAGUGCCUGGUGCGGGUUUACAUCAUCCAGGCCACGGGACUGCAGCCAAAGGAUGCCAACGGAAAGUGUGACCCCUACGUGAAAAUUACUCUUGGAAAGAAAUCCAUCAAUGACCAUGACAACUACAUCCCGUGCACACUGGACCCUGUUUUUGGAAAGAUGUUCGAGCUGACCUGUGCUCUCCCAGUGGAGAAGGACCUGCGAAUCAUGCUGUAUGACUAUGACAUGCUGUCCAAGGAUGAGAAGAUCGGAGAGACCUUCAUCGACCUGGAGAAUCGCUUCCUGUCCCGAUACGGGGGCCGCUGCGGACUCCCCCAGUCAUACUGUCUGUCGGGGGUAAACCAGUGGAGAGACCAGCUGAAGCCGUCCCAGUUGCUGAGAAGGUUGUGUGAGCGCAGGAACUACAAGCUGCCUGUGUACAAGCAGGACCGUGUCUUCUUCAGGGGCCAGGAGUACACGUCUGCUGACCUGGAUGAGGCCAAGCCGCCCAACCCUCACCUUGGCCCAGUGGAUGAGCGGCUAGCCCUGCUGAUCCUGCGCAGACAGGGCCUGGUCCCAGAACACGUGGAGACACGCCCACUUUACAGCCCCCUGCAACCUGACAUAGAACAGGGAAAACUGCAGCUGUGGGUAGACAUCUUCCCUAAGUCUGUGGGCCCCCCUGGACCCCCUUUUAACAUCUCCUCACGCAAAGCUAAAAAGUUCUUCCUGCGCUGUGUCAUCUGGAACACCAGUGAUGUCAUUCUGGAUGAUGUCAGCGUGACAGGCGAGAAGAUGAGUGACAUAUAUGUGAAAGGAUGGAUGCAGGGGCUGGAAGGAAACAAGCAGAAGACUGAUGUUCACUACAGAUCCCUGGGAGGCGAGGGCAACUUUAACUGGAGGUUCCUGUUCCCCUUCCACUACCUGCCCGCCGAGCAGCUCUGCAUCAUCGAAAAGAAGGAACACUUCUGGAGCCUAGAUAAAGCAGAGUCCAAGAUUCCCCCAAAGAUCACCAUCCAGAUCUGGGACAACGACAAGUUCUCCUUCGAUGACUACCUUGGCUGUGUGGAGAUGGACCUGAACCACAUGCUGAGGCCGGCUAAGACAGCGCAGAAGUGCGGGCUGGAGCUGCUGUCCCAGGCUCAGGAGAAGCUGGUGUCCCUGUUUGAGCAGAAGACGGUGAAGGGCUGGUGGCCCUGCGUGUGCGAGAGCAACGGGGAGAAGAUCCUCGCCGGGAAAGUAGAGAUGUCACUGGAGAUUGUCACGGAGCUGGAGCAGGACGAGCGGCCAGCAGGGAUAGGGAGGGAUGAACCCAACAUGAACCCCCACUUGGAGGAGCCUCAACGUCCAGAAACCUCCUUCUUAUGGUUUUCCUCACCUUACAAGACACUGAAGUACAUCCUGUGGAGGAGGUUCAAAUGGGUCAUCAUUGGACUUAUCAUCCUCUUCUUCAUCUUCCUGUUCUUUGGUGUCUUCCUCUACUCCUUCCCGAACUACGCUGCUAUGAAAAUGGUGGGACCCUUUGGCGGAGGUGGGAAAACAGCAGAGUGAGUGAUGGAAGAGAAAGAGAGAGUGAAAGGAGACAGAAGGGGAGAAAGGAAGAGGGUGUUGACACAGCAGAUGAAGAAGACCUUUUUGUCAAAGCAAUCUUCAGCAUUUAAGUAUUUCAGCUUCAAAGAAUAAACAGAGCCACCGUUUGACAAUGAGUUACAUCAACAAAGCAACUUUCAUGCUAUUAAUAUUCCAGUAUAGUUCCAUCCUGCAGCCUGCACCAUUUCUGUAUGAAAACAAAUAGCCAUCAGCAUUAGCAUCUCUUGCGCAGGAUGUGUGUGCUCAGUACUGCACCCCAAAGCAGGGAUCACGAGAGCCCGCUAGUUUCCAACAGAGAAAAUGAAGAGAAAUGUGUGUGUGUGUGUGUGUGUGUGUGUUUGUGUAUGUGUGUGUGUGCGUGCGGCAGUGUUCCUCUGUGUUGAAAUCUUGCCCUCACUACAACCCGGCCACUCUGUUCUCCUUCACUCAGUUACACUUCAGCGUCAUUUCUUUUAAUACUUUUUACAUAGUCUGAAAAACUUUGCUCCUUUUUCCUCAGUCAGAUGCCCUUUCUUUUUACUUUGACGCAGUAUGAGACACAGCUCUGGCUACUGUGUUCCUCCCAGGCCUUUGUGUGCUGUCUGGUCCUGGGGUUAAGUCCAGGAUUUGCUCUAUGUGCUCGUAGGUAUUCCGCAGUGAUUUUCAGUGCGCAAGACAGAGAUAAUCAUCAAACAUGCUGGUUUAGUAAAGAAAAAAUACAAAAGAAAAACAAACCCAUACUGCACUUAGGGCUCAGGAGUGUGUGUGUGAGCAUGUGUGUGUGCACACGCAGGCUAAAAUGAAGACUUGAAAAAAAAGAAAGGAAAAAAAAACAAAAAAAACAAAAAAAAACAAAUGUCGCUGAACUUUUAAAUCCAGUCUGAAACUCCAUUUCCCCACGACUCCACUCUACAUGGAAUCAGGUGUGCCGGGGUUACGGUGGGGUCACGCCGGGGUCGCGGCGCAGGGGUCGCGUGCCCCAGCGAACCUCUUACGCAAACGGCAGCUCGCGUGCGCCGGGUUGCUCGCCACAGCACUCCCCCCGACUUCACACUGCGACCUAACACAGGCAGAGAGGCCAAUCUGAAUCUGCUUAAUCCGUCUGGAUCCCCCUGGAUUUCCUGGAGCGUGUACGUUUUGAGGAAAAUAAAAAAAAGAGAAACCCUUUUGAUCUUUAAAUAAUCCCCCUAUUGAUGUGAUGGCGGGGCCAAACAUAUGAGCGCGGACUGCAGCACCACAGUAAGGGUCCCCUUUUCCCAAACCUCUGAGGCCCCAGUUUCACACCGCGGAGGGAGGGCCCACAGACAGGUAGCAACAGAUACACUGCGAUAGAACCUGCGUGUUUCAGCAAAGAAAUAAGGAAUCAUGUGUUUUACAGUAGCUGCUUCUUUACUGUAAUUGUUUUAUAACCCUGAGCUUUCUGUACAUCAUGUGAUGCAAUGGGAGAGGAAAUGUAAAAUGUAAACAAAAUUUAAACAAAGUGCAAAAUACUGUUUGAUGCACGUAUUUGUGAAUGAGCCUAUAUGUUUGGAUAUGGCAGCAUUAAGUGAUUGGAGGCAGUGGGUCAAGUAUUUGCUCUGAUUAUGUGUUGUGUAUACUUAGAAUUCAUAUUAUUAUUAUUAUUAUUAUUAUUAUUAUUAUUAUUAUUAUUAGCAGUAUUAUCUUUUGGUCAUGACUAAGCAGCAGAAUAUAUGAUAGUGUUCCUCAUUCACCUGCAGUCUGAAUGAGUGGCUCCCUCAUUGUAAUGACUUUACCUUCAUUCCACCACUAGAUGGUGAUAAAGAAAACAUUGAGGGAAUCUAUGUAUUCAUGCCUCGAAUAGUGUCUCUAUCUUGUUUUAUUAUUUUUAUUUUACUUUAAAAAUUUUUUUUUUUUUUAGUUUUAGUUUAGCUUUUGUUUUUUAUUUUUAUUUUAUUGAUACUUGCCGUGAUAAGGAAUGCACUGAAUUUGUGCAAUUUGCUGGGCUGUAGCCUUAAUGGAAAAGAAGAAAGCAGCUUUCAGCAUGAGUAUACAUUAUACAGUAUAUGUACUCAUUUGUGUAUGGAUGUGGGACAGGAAUCUACUGUAAAACUGGUCUACUACUGAAAUGGCUGAAGAAUAAUGAGAGGUUGUCUUCUUCCAAUUUUACUGCUGUAAAAUGCACUGAACCUUCAUGCCUUAGUUUUAGCAAUGCCUAUAUAAAUACCAAUGCGCCUCAUCUUGAAGAUAAUAGUUUAACACAAAAGCUAAGUCUUUGUGCUGAAUUUAUUAUAGUGUCUCAUAUCAGACCCUAUGAGAUAUGUUGCCUUAGCUUCUGCUCUGUUAAAGCAGUGUAUUUUGUCUAAUGCAAAAUGAAUGUUCUGGUAAAUAGAGUUUUAUUUUGAGUUGUUACACCAAGGAGUAAGUCACUGGCAGACUACAGAUAUCCUGGGGAUCUCUCAGUGGUAAAAGUUCAUUUUUUUAUGACAAUGAAAUGUCAGAGAAACAUAUCACCACCAGUUUAUUUUUACUGUAUCAGUUAUGAAUUUGCUUGUGCCUUCAGAAAAUUAACCAAAUAUGUAAUGUGCACUCCGAAUACAUACAUCUGCAUAAAAAAUAUGUAUGUGUACAAUAUGCCUCUCCUCUGAUAAAACAGUAUUACAAAGUCA